Molecule: messenger RNA, 680 nt
Organism: Gossypium raimondii (Peruvian cotton)
Lineage: Eukaryota; Viridiplantae; Streptophyta; Magnoliopsida; Malvales; Malvaceae
Exons: 3
Coding region: 79-516 (145 amino acids)
Molecular function (GO): metal ion binding
Source: RefSeq, a predicted model, not a curated record
GUUGUCUUAUAAUUUGAUGGUUUUCGUGAUCGUCUCAAUCAUUGUUUUGUUUGGUCACUGCUUCCUGUUUCAGCACCAAUGAAGAAAGUUGUCUUGAAAUUGGAUUUACAUGAAGGCAAAGAGAAACAGAAAGCCAUGAAAGCUGUUUCCGGUCUCUCCGGUGUUGAUUCUAUUUCGAUGGAUAUGAAAGACAAGAAGUUGACAGUGAUCGGCGACGUUGACCCGAUUAACAUAGUGAACAAGUUGAGAAAACAAUGGCAUACCGAGAUUUUAACGGUUGGACCGGCGAAAGAAGAGAAAAAAGAUGGAGGAGCCAAGAAAGAUGAAGGUGGAGGCGGUGGUGGCGGCGGCGGCGGCGGCGGCGGCGGCGGUGGCAAGAAGGAGGAUGAUAAAAAGAAAGAAAGUGAUCAGAUUGCUGAGCUUGUUAAGGCUUACAAGGCCUAUAAUCCUCACAUGACUACAUAUUAUCGAGUCGUAAGUGCGGAAGAAAAUCCGAAUUCGUGUAUUAUUAGCUAAAUUUGCUGGACUUAUAAAGGAUGCAACGCAACAGCUGAAUGAAAAGUAAGGAGAUGCUGUAUAGAGAGUGAAUAAAUUUUGAUCAAUGUUAUGUAGAGCUUAUUGCAACAUAUUUACUUUGUUCGGAUUUUAAAUAUUUAUACCGAAUUUUAACAUUUGAGAUA